UUGGAGGAAGAAGCUUUGCACAGAAAAUGGUCAAAGUCUAGAACUCCAUGGCAGAAUGGAUCAUAUACUUUUCCACAAACCAUAAAUUGUUCACAUUAUUAACCACCAUCAAGCUUUUUUGACUUCCCAUUUAAAAUUCAUUUUAGUUCACAUGACAACCGCAGUUUUAAUUUCAACAUCCAUUUACAACAAGCAUCCCUCAAACUUUCCCUCCUCCCAAACUUUCCUUCAAGUUAGUUACUAAUAGUUUUAGUUAAGGUGCGUUUGGAUUACGGAUGCACUCGUCGUAUCUUUUUAUUGUUUAGUUUGUGUUGGAUAGUGUGAAGGCGGUGUAAUUGAAGCGACAAUCCAAACGGCGACGCAAGGGUUGCGUUAGGUUAACAUGAUCAUGGAUAGAACAUCGCAGAGCAGCUCCGAUUCCCCGACUCGAGAUCCUGUGCUUUCCAUCGAAUGUCUGAGAGGAAGCUCGAAAGCCGAUGAGUGGACCGGCGACAUGCUCCAAAGCGGCGAUAUCGUGGAGGAGCUCCGAAUCGGUUCGAAGGCGAAAUCACAGAUCCGGUACCAGUCGCCGUUCAAGGGCGGGAGGAGCGGCGUGCAGAAGAUCCUUCAGGAGGCGUUCAAGAAGAAGGAGACGUCGAUUGUGGUUCGGGUGCGACGAGGGUCGGAGGAGUUUGCGGAGUUGCAGGCGUGCAUCGUGCCUAACGAAUUCGCGGCAAAGAAGGGUUUGGUUCUUCGCUCGAUUGAUGACCCGAAUUACGUGGUCGGGUUCUUGGAUCGGACCGAAGCAGAAUGCUAUGAGCUUCAAGCUUCAAGGGGCACUAGGAUGGUAAAUGCACUGACCAGGACCAAGUUACAGGAUGGAUAUGUUUCGUAUUCGUGGGAGAGGAGGAUGCAAGAAAUGCUACCAAUUCCCAAUUCUAGCAACUUUCUUUCUAUAUUAUUCCUUCCCAAAGCUUCAGAUCGGGUAGCUUCUCGCUACAAUGAUUUGGAGGAUACCCUGGCCAGGGCAAAUGCAUGGCUCAAUGCAGGUCAAGCUUCAGGGGUCCCUAUUGUCUUCAUGAACAUCCAAACUGAGUCCCUACUUACUAAGAUAUCAGGAGAGACCGCUUCUUCCACUGUGAAUGCGGGGUCUUUAUCUGACUUAGCUAACUUGGCAAAUGAAAGCCUUUACGGGUUUGAGGAUUACCAUGGAGUAGACAUUGGCGUUGUACGAGCAGUUCGCCUGUGGUAUGCUCCGGUUGCUGGAGAGUUCUCUAUUGAAAUCAAACUGAAAGAGGAAGACUCAAAGCUUGGCUUUGCCAUUAGUCGUACUGAAGAGGGAUUUAUUUUCAUCUCAUCAGUGAUUAAUCAAGAAAAUGUACCAGCAACACGAUCAGGCCUGAGCAAUCUGUAUAAGCUGGCAACAGAUACUUGUAGGAUGUUGGUGGUUUCAAGAGUGUCAAAUCAAAAAGUCCUUCCAUGGAUGGUUUCUUCAACAGGAGCUAUUCGGUGUUAUGACACUGUUUCACUCAGCCAGAAGCUGUCCUUGCACCGACACACCAGAGUUCCCAUUCUCCUGCACGUCUUCCUUUGGGACAGGGCUUUGGCUUCAAGUGUAGGAAGCACGAGAUUUAGGGCUCUGUCUUCUGUGUUGCCAUCACAUGCAUCUGAAGUUCCGUUAGCACCCAUUCCCAACGAAACUCAUGUACUGCCAUUGCCCCCUCCUCCACCUUCUGAACCAACUCAUACUGCAUCAGAUAUUUCCCACUCAAGGCUUCAGAGAGACACGGCUGGAGAAUUCUCUUUUAGAUUCCACGAUUUUUCUUUGUCUAGUAACUGGGUAUGAUGUGGUUGCAUAUUAAAUCAUUCAUUGCUCAUGUCAUGAUAUUGCAGUUUAUUAUUGUAUAUAUAGUAUGCAUUGCUUUUAGACUUCACAGGCCUUGUAGAUUUUUCUUUUUUCCUUCAUUAACUUGUUCACGGAAAAGUAUAAUAAUAUAUCAUGACUUUUUUGCUUAGCAGUUUA
Molecule: messenger RNA, 2002 nt
Organism: Vigna umbellata (rice bean)
Lineage: Eukaryota; Viridiplantae; Streptophyta; Magnoliopsida; Fabales; Fabaceae
Source: RefSeq, a predicted model, not a curated record